UGUCCAGUGAAUGGUGAAUGGAGCUACUGGACGGAAUGGAGUCACUGCUCUACAACGUGUGACAGAGGCGGAAGAAAUCGCUCGCGUGUAUGUAACGAUCCUGCACCGCGGUACAACGGAACGGAGUGCCCAGGCCCAGCAACAGAAUGGGCACCUUGCCCAGGUGACAGGAAUUGCCCAGUGGACGGUGGAUGGAGUCCGUGGUCAGUGUUUUCUCCUUGCACGGCGAGCUGCGAAGGUGGCACAAGGGAAAGUUUCCGUGAAUGCAACAGUCCCCAACCUCGUUAUGAUGGUCUCUUCUGUGGUGGACACGCUCGAAGAACUUGUGAAUGCAACAAACAACCAUGUCCUGUCGACGGAGGAUGGACUUGGUGGAGUAUUUGGUCUCCCUGCUCAUCAACAUGCGAAGGAGGAAAGCAAAACAGAACCAGAGAAUGCACCAAUCCUCUGCCAAGACACGGAGGACUUUGCUGUCAAGGUCCAGAAGUAGAUGUCCAAACGUGUGCCCAUGUCCAAUGCCCAGUUGACGGCAACUGGGGACAAUGGACUACGUGGUCUGAGUGUAGCGAACCCUGUGAGACCGGCAGGCGUUUUCGAAAUAGAUUGUGCAACAACCCAGCACCUGAUUUUGGAGGCAAACCAUGUAAUGACCCUUCCACUGCGAUGGAAGAAGAGCUGUGUAACACACACAAGUGUCCAGUGAACGGAAACUGGGGUCCGUGGACAGAAUAUGAAUUCUGCAGUAAAACUUGCGAUACCGGAUCACAAGGAAGAACUAGGGAGUGCAACAAUCCCGCUCCAAAAUAUGACGGCGCAGACUGCAGCGGCAACGAAGCCGAAUCAAGGCUCUGCAAUAAAUUCGAUUGCCCAGUGGAUGGCUUUUACACUACGUGGACAUCAUGGGCUCAAUGCUCUAGAACUUGCGGAAGAGGUACUACUGAGCGAACACGACAUUGCAAUCCACCGCUGCAUGGAGGAACUCCUUGUCUGGCUAUUGGCCUUCCUCAAGAGUCACAAAGUUGCUGUGUCCGGCCUUGCCAGGGUCCUACACCGUACACGGCCUACACAUUGAUUUCAUCUCAACAAGUAAUUAGGCAAAGGUAUACUACUUCGUGCGGGUUUCUCGGUUUUGGUCGAUGUGGAAGGACCAGGACUACUUACUCCCGAACCUAUAGAAGUCAAGGAUCAACACUGUACAAGACCGCCGUCACAGAAGGCUGUUGAGUAGGAGGACCGCAGAGAAUGAAGUCGAGACUGCUGACUUUAGGGCAGUGACUGUCACUGUGUCUUAAAUGUGUGAAUUUUUAGUGUUAGUUCUGUGACUGCAUGUUAUUAGUUUGUUGACAACAUUC
This is a messenger RNA of Corticium candelabrum, 1352 nucleotides long. RefSeq names its product coadhesin-like. The record is from RefSeq and is a predicted model, not a curated record. Lineage: Eukaryota; Metazoa; Porifera; Homoscleromorpha; Homosclerophorida; Plakinidae. The annotation marks the transcript as partial. The transcript has 9 exons.